Molecule: messenger RNA, 184 nt
Organism: Funneliformis mosseae
Lineage: Eukaryota; Fungi; Glomeromycota; Glomeromycetes; Glomerales; Glomeraceae
Source: the annotation of a GenBank genome assembly
AUGAUAAAUGAAGUUCAUGAAUUAAUUUCAGCUAAACAAAUCAAAAAACCUUCCUUAUUUUUUAUUAAAACAGAUGAUACAGAAGAUGAUGGAAUUUUUGAUUAUAAUAACCUUCUUAUAGAAAAUAAAGAAAAUUUUAAUGAAAAUAAUGGAGAUAAUGAAUUACUUAAAGAAAGUGAUGAUG